AUGCUUGUGUGCUACUGGUCCCCCAAGAUAGUGGAAUUCUGGGAGCACUAUCGAGAACAACGGCAAGAUAGGUUGAUGCUGCUGACGGCAGGAACAGAAACAGAAGACAAAGAAGAUCUGGCUGAGGAAUCUGCGUUCAAUCCAAUGAAGAGUCCAGAAGCAGCUCCGUUGUCUCCUACACCCAGCGAUACCUGCCCUGAUCCACGCUUCACUGGCGGUUUCAUCUUUGAGUCCUUGGAACCCAGGCAACAAGCACAGAAACCAGGAGGCAAUCCAGCUUCCCCAUCUGAACUACCUAUAGGCCCUCAGUCGGAUCCACUAGACUCAGACAUAGACUUAUCUAACCUGAGCCUUGUUCCCGUGGGUCCUCCGCGACCCUCCGACUCAAGAAUCAUGGCAGAGUUCCUGGCAGCGGCUGUGCUGAUGGUCUUGGUGUGGUUCUCUGUGUGCUAUAGGCAGUUGCAGCAUAGCAGUAGGAAACAAGAGACGGAACCAAUUAGUCAGGAAGCACAAAGAGAGAAAAGACCAGAAACGGCAGCACUGCCUGAACCUGAACUUGAACAGAUGGAGCGCAGACCAACGACUUGUAGAGUCAAAUCCAUGAUGACGGGCGUGGAUGUGGUGGUUCAGCAGGAUGACGAGUCUCAGCCAGGUGCCAUCGUCGAAGUAGAACUUUCCAGGCAACUUUGUCGAUCCAACAGCCAUAAAUCGACCGUCAGCGUUCGCAGUGCACGCAGCACACGCAGUGUUCGUACCACUCCCAGUGAAGACAAAGUCUUGGAGUCCUGCAAUCACGUAUUUGAGGAUGAGGAACACAAUCAUGCCAUUUAUCAACUUACCACUACUGCACCGGUUGAACAGCGGAAUCCACAAGACGAAGACACUGCUAGUAGUAGUACGGGUAGAAGGACAGAACGUGAAGGCAACCAACCAAACAAGACAAAGAUGUGCCACCGUUGCAAAACCACUCUGGAUGCUAGUUGGAGAUUCUGUUGUUCUUGUGGUGCCACAGUCAGUAUACUGGCAUCCACUCCCAUACAGUUGCACACAAGUAGUUUCCGGACGGCCGUGGAGGACGACGACCUGGAAAUUGUCAGGUCGCGGUCCGAAGAAUGCACGGCUUCCACCACCGAACACGUACUUAAGAGAACCAACUCUACUGGAAGCAUGUCCUAUUUGACAGCCAGGAGUGUUCAGUCGCGAGCUAAAGAAGCAGAAGAGAACAGUCAUACUAAUGCCCGAGAAGCGAUCGAGCCACAGGACGAGACAGUUCAAGCAGACCACCCCAAGAAACCAACGACGACGUCACUGGAGAAACUGGCAAGGAAUAAAGCUUCAGGGCAACAGGAGGAUGAGGAAUUGAUCCACAAGGAUGAUUACCCUGCUCCUUUCUGUUUGUCGGAUGAUGUCACGAGCAACAUUAGCUUGUUUGACCAGAUACCACAGUACCCAAGUGCCGUCACGAUUACGGAUCCAGUCGCUGUUGCUGCCAUUCUUGGUGGUGGCGCCGUUGCCGUUCAAGAAUCGUCCAUGAUGGAUCCUCUCAACAUCAAGUUCCGAAGAACAGACUCGGUUUGCAUCGGGUCGAGACUCUGGCCUCUCGCCCAUUUACAGACAAGAUAUCCACCCAAAUGGGGACAUCCCAACAAAGAGGUAAUUGCACAAGUCUCGUGGUCGUCGUCGGCAACGCCCAAACCAGAAGUAGUGACUACAUCAAGUUCUUUGGAGGAGUGGAUUCGUGCCUCUCGUUGGUCCAGGCCCUCGGCGUUACCCAAAAGAGUCAAACGAGCCAAGGUCUACGUCGAAUCGAGCAAUUUCAGCUACGACACAAGCGGAACCAAGCGAGAUCACAGGACGACACAUUGGCAUUUGAACUUUGCUGGUGAUCGGCUUUUUCGUGCUGGAGAAGGAACGACUUUUGAAGAAGAAGAAUUGCAAGUCCUGGAACAUCCCUGUCUGGCAUCCCUGGCAAUAGCCAUUCAAGAUGCCAGGGUACAUCGUGUGGAAGGACUGUCGACGCUGACUCACGAACCAGAAGUCGGACCGACGCCCAUCUUGAUCAAGGGAGCCCAACGAACGUGCCAUAUCAAUACUCGAAGGUUGGACCCAGAGUUUUUGGAUGGCGCUGCUCCAGAAGAAGUUCGAGAGGCGACGGAAGCCUUGCAGAUUCCAGUCACUAUCAACAUUGCGGCUUUGCCAGCCAUCCCACGCGGCGAGGGACGCUAUACUGUCAGCCAAAUCCGAAGACUCUUCAUCUACGCCUACACGGGCUUUCGGGCCGUGGUACUCGAGAGCGGCGGUCGCAAACCCGUCCUGCACACAGGAUUCUGGGGCUGUGACGACCUGCAAGGAGGAAACAAGGGGCUGACAUCAGCCAUUCAAAUUCUGGCGGCUGGAACUGCCGGUAUCAAGUACAUUCAUUUCAAACCGGGCGACAAUUCGGCCUUUGAUCGCAGUGCCAUGUGGCAUGGAAUCAAUGUGGCCAAUGCGCUUCAUGGACAGACAUUUGAUUCCGUGGUGAAGCUGCUAGUGUCCUCAGGCUACUCGUGGAGUGAUCAAGACCGCUCGCAUCUGCCGUAUCAACCGCCUCCGGCCAGUAUCUGGACAAACUAG
This is a messenger RNA of Seminavis robusta, 2613 nucleotides long. Lineage: Eukaryota; Bacillariophyta; Bacillariophyceae; Naviculales; Naviculaceae. The record is from the annotation of a GenBank genome assembly.